Arachis ipaensis is the source of this 973-nucleotide messenger RNA. Lineage: Eukaryota; Viridiplantae; Streptophyta; Magnoliopsida; Fabales; Fabaceae. The record is from RefSeq and is a predicted model, not a curated record.
AACACAACCACCAUUUAGACAAGUAGUCAUUCUAGUCUAAUUCGCCAAUAAUGGCUCACAAAGCAACCUCCUCCUUUAUGAUUCUAUAUUGUUCCUUGUGCCUAUUCACUCUCAUAAACGCACUCUCCUCCUGCAACGGCCCAUGCAACAACCUCAACGAUUGCUCUGGCCAGCUCAUCUGCAUCAACGGAAGGUGCAACGACGACCCUGACGUCGGCACUCACAUCUGCACCACCCCCGCUCGACCAAGUGCUUUAUGAUUCUAUAUUGUUCCUUGUGCCUAUUCACUCUCAUAAACGCACUCUCCUCCUGCAACGGCCCAUGCAACAACCUCAACGACUGCUCUGGCCAGCUCAUCUGCAUCAACGGAAGGUGCAACGACGACCCUGACGUCGGUACUCACAUCUGCACCACCCCCGCUCCACCAAGUGGUGGAGGCGGAACCUGCCGAUCCUCCGGCAACCUUCAAUGCGGCACAAACUCCUACCCUCAAUACAGGUGCUCGCCUCCGGUGUCAUCCUCCACCAAGGCAAUACUCACCCUGAACGACUUCAGCGAAGGCGGAGACGGAGGUGGCCCAUCUGAGUGUGACGGAAACUACCACGAAAACUCAGAGCCAGUGGUGGCACUGUCCACUGGGUGGUACAACCAAGGGUCGAGGUGCUUGAAGAUGAUAAGGAUCACCGCGAGUAACGGGAGGAGCGUGUUGGCUAAGGUGGUGGACGAGUGCGACUCCGUUAACGGUUGUGAUUCGGAGCAUGCAGGACAGCCACCGUGCCGGAACAACGUCGUGGAUGGAUCGCAGGCGGUGUGGGAUGCUCUAGGGCUGGAUACGGAUGUUGGGGUUGAAAACGUUUCUUGGUCAAUGGCCUAAAAAUAAUAAUCUCACGUUGCCAAUUCUAUACGCUAGGGAAUAAUAAUAAUAAACAAAUAAAUAAGGACAAGCAUGUAGCUUAUUUAAUUUUAUGUUUUG